Messenger RNA from Erinaceus europaeus (western European hedgehog), 1332 nucleotides. RefSeq names its product olfactory receptor 51E2. Gene Ontology annotation, molecular function: G protein-coupled receptor activity; olfactory receptor activity. Gene Ontology annotation, cellular component: membrane. NCBI's taxonomy places the organism in Eukaryota, Metazoa, Chordata, Mammalia, Eulipotyphla, Erinaceidae. The record is from RefSeq and is a predicted model, not a curated record. The transcript is spliced from 2 exons. Gene Ontology annotation, biological process: G protein-coupled receptor signaling pathway. Bases 176 to 1138 code for a protein of 320 amino acids.
GUCUCCAACCAGCUGGAAUAAGUCUCCUCUUUUGCUGGGUCCUUCCUUUGAAUAAGAAAUCUCCUCCACCACUUGAAGUGACCAGAGAAGAACUUAGGCAACUGCUAUAUGGUCUCAGCCAGCAGGCUGCCCGUGUGACCUCACCCUCUCCAGUGCCCCCUUCUUGGUGCCAGCUAUGAGUGUCUGCAACUUCACGCAUGCCAACUUUGUACUUAUUGGUAUCCCAGGACUAGAAGCCGCCCACUUCUGGAUCGGCUUCCCCCUGUUGUCAAUGUAUGCCGUGGCGGUAUUUGGAAACUGCAUCGUGGUCUUCAUUGUGAGGACAGAGCGCAGCCUGCACGCUCCCAUGUACCUCUUCCUGUGCAUGCUGGCGUCCAUUGACCUGGCCUUGUCCACCUCCACCAUGCCCAAGAUCCUUGCCCUCUUCUGGUUUGACUCUCGGGAGAUUUCCUUUGACGCCUGCCUCACCCAGAUGUUCUUCAUUCACACUCUGUCAGCCAUUGAAUCCACCAUCCUAUUGGCCAUGGCUUUUGAUCGCUACAUAGCCAUCUGUCACCCGCUACGCCAUGCUGCGGUCCUCAACAACACUGUGACGGUCCAGAUUGGUGUGGUGGCUGUGGUCCGUGGGUCCCUCUUUUUCAUCCCACUGCCUCUGCUCAUCAAGAGACUGACCUUUUGCCGCUCCAAUGUGCUCUCACACUCUUACUGUGUGCACCAGGACAUGAUGAAUUUGGCCUACACCGGCACGUUGCCCAAUGUGGUCUAUGGGCUUACCGCCAUUCUCCUGGUCAUGGGUGUGGAUGUCCUGUUCAUUUCCUUGUCCUAUUUUCUGAUCAUACGGACAGUUCUACAGCUGCCUUCCAAAUCAGAGCGAGCCAAGGCCUUUGGAACCUGUGUGUCACACAUCAGUGUGGUGCUGGCCUUCUACGUGCCUCUCAUUGGCCUCUCGGUGGUACACCGUUAUGGAAAUAGCCUUCAUCCCAUUGUACAUGUCCUCAUGGGUGACGUCUACCUACUUCUGCCUCCUGUGAUCAAUCCCCUCAUCUAUGGUGCCAAGACCAAACAAAUAAGGACUCGGGUGAUAGCUAUCUUCAAGAUCCCUUGUGACAAGGACUUUCAGUCUGUAGGAAGCAGGUGACACCUACCAUUCUACUUUCCCUUUUCCUCAGUGGUUUGGUAUUAUGACUUCCCGACCUUAGUUUGGCUCCAGUAGCCAUCAGUAAAUCAAAUUUUCCCCAAUUUUCCUUGAAAAUUCUUUGCCUUUUCUGGAAGUGAAAUUUUGUUGCUAUAAUUCCUUUCCAUCAAUGAAAAUGUUACUAAUAUACUUAUUAG